AUGAGUGACAGGACAGUGUUCGUGUUGGACGUGUCGGGGUCUAUGGCCGGGGCUAAGGCCCAGACCCUACACCUACAGACCGUGCGCUUCAUUGAACAAAUAUCUGACGGCAAUUCCGUGGGAAUCGUGUUAUUCAACGGCAAGGCGUGGACAGUGCACGGCCUAACACGACUGGCCACCCGGGAGGUCCGCAACGCCAUCAUUGCCAGUGUCCCGCAAACCGGUAGCGGCUCUACCGAUAUCAGGGCCGGUAUUAUGGAGGGACUGUCGGCGUUCAGUAGGGCCGGUGUCAGUACAGUCGGCGCUAAUAUGUUUUUGGUCAGCGAUGGCGGGCAUUGCUGUGGGAAUCCAGACUACGUGGGCGAUGUGUUACCACAUUUAAGUCAGGCUCAAGUGCGAGUGGUAUGUGUGGCCAUAGGUUCCAGUGCUGACCCACACCUCGAGCGCCUAUCCCAUGAGACGAAGGGAACGGUAUAUAACAUCAGUCGUGUGGGCGCCGACAGUAAGGAAAUGAUAGCCCGUAUUAUGGAGGCAGCGAUGCAAGAGGUGAUCACAUCCAAGGAGAUGGCAGAAGUGGUCACCAUAUCUGUUGUCAACGAGAUAUUAACCAUCGAUGACAGCACCGACUCCGCAGAGAUACAGGUGCCCAUUGACCCUGACAUCGGCCGAAACACGCAAAUACAGGUGCGAUCAGAAGACAUCAAGUUUAUAGAUAUUGAUAUUACCAGCCCUUCCGGUACCACAUACAUUACCAAUGGUGGACAAGUGUUAAAGCGCCUGGAGCUGAAACAAUGUCAGCUAUACCUGGAUGAGACUGAGCCGGGCGUAUGGCUUAUUAAACUUAAUAAACACUGUGGACAGGCUGUUAGGGCUCAUGUUAAGGUCGAGAGUGAAGCUACCGGUGUUAAUGCCAUUCAGAUGAAUGUCCAGUUGAGAGCACCAGAAGCCGACUGUCCACCCAUUAUAAUCUGUACCCUAUCGAAGGCUAAUGAGCCGGUAGUCGGCGCUGUAGUCACAGCUACUGUGGACAGACCUAACGAAACACAGACUGAACUUCCGCUUAAUAACUAUUAUGAGGGCUUUUAUUAUGGCUAUUAUACUGAUUAUAGCGGCACCGGGAGAUAUAAUGUCAGCAUAUUGGCCACCAAUAGUGGGAAUAGUACUAAUUGGAAAGGCAAAGUUACUGGACAAUUUCGUAGGCAAAUAGUAGCCUCGAGUUUCCAGAUCAAGGACUACCAGCCCUCCCAACCCCCAAGUGGUGACCACUUUCAAGAGCUGCUACUUAACAAUGCAUUUGGAGGGAUGCGUAUAAAUAGUACCUCCAAUGGACAGGCAGUCGGUGGUACAUCCGCCUCCGGACAACCUACUAGUUUUACAUCUACGUCCACCAAAGUUACCAUGAUCAACUACGUGAGCGAUGUGUUACCACAUUUAAGUCAGGCUCAAGUGCGAGUGGUAUGUGUGGCCAUAGGUUCCAGUGCUGACCCACACCUCGAGCGCCUAUCCCAUGAGACGAAGGGAACGGUAUAUAACAUCAGUCGUGUGGGCGCCGACAGUAAGGAAAUGAUAGCCCGUAUUAUGGAGGCAGCGAUGCAAGAGGUGAUCACAUCCAAGGAGAUGGCAGAAGUGGUCACCAUAUCUGUUGUCAACGAGAUAUUAACCAUCGAUGACAGCACCGACUCCGCAGAGAUACAGGUGCCCAUUGACCCUGACAUCGGCCGAAACACGCAAAUACAGGUGCGAUCAGAAGACAUCAAGUUUAUAGAUAUUGAUAUUACCAGCCCUUCCGGUACCACAUACAUUACCAAUGGUGGACAAGUGUUAAAGCGCCUGGAGCUGAAACAAUGUCAGCUAUACCUGGAUGAGACUGAGCCGGGCGUAUGGCUUAUUAAACUUAAUAAACACUGUGGACAGGCUGUUAGGGCUCAUGUUAAGGUCGAGAGUGAAGCUACCGGUGUUAAUGCCAUUCAGAUGAAUGUCCAGUUGAGAGCACCAGAAGCCGACUGUCCACCCAUUAUAAUCUGUACCCUAUCGAAGGCUAAUGAGCCGGUAGUCGGCGCUGUAGUCACAGCUACUGUGGACAGACCUAACGAAACACAGACUGAACUUCCGCUUAAUAACUAUUAUGAGGGCUUUUAUUAUGGCUAUUAUACUGAUUAUAGCGGCACCGGGAGAUAUAAUGUCAGCAUAUUGGCCACCAAUAGUGGGAAUAGUACUAAUUGGAAAGGCAAAGUUACUGGACAAUUUCGUAGGCAAAUAGUAGCCUCGAGUUUCCAGAUCAAGGACUACCAGCCCUCCCAACCCCCAAGUGGUGACCACUUUCAAGAGCUGCUACUUAACAAUGCAUUUGGAGGGAUGCGUAUAAAUAGUACCUCCAAUGGACAGGCAGUCGGUGGUACAUCCGCCUCCGGACAACCUACUAGUUUUACAUCUACGUCCACCAAAGUUACCAUGAUCAGUUAUAUAUCGUCGAUUAAGGAGACCUCUGUGGAGGAGAUUAAUAGUUAUCAGCGAAGACUCGAUGAUAUUAAUAGCACAAUUAAUCUAGCUAAACUCGUUAAUGAUUCUUAA
Molecule: messenger RNA, 2571 nt
Organism: Oppiella nova
Lineage: Eukaryota; Metazoa; Arthropoda; Arachnida; Sarcoptiformes; Oppiidae
Source: the annotation of a GenBank genome assembly